AUGGUUGGUCUCUACAUGCUGUUCAUCAUUGCUAGAAUCUCUGAUUCUCUUUUGUUUCUGUUUCCUGCUCCAACCAUGUUCAUCUAUAUGCAAGAUUUGAUGCGUUUCUUGCGAGAAGAUGAGGCUUUGAAGACCAUGAGUGUCAUGGACGGAUCAUCUGAAAGCGAAAGAAUCAGCAAAUCAACCUUGAAGAAUUGGGUGGUCAAUGCUUUUAGAGAACGAAGAGCGCUUGCCUUGACACUUAAUGAUACAAAAACAGCAGUCAACAAACUUCAUCAUAUGGUGAAUGUACUGGUUGGCAUCACUAUUGUGGUUAUCUGCCUUGUAAUACUAGAAAUUGCAACAAGCAAAUUUCUACUCUUUGUAAGCUCUCAGAUCGUCGUGGUGGCAUUUAUAUUUGGCAACACAUGCAAGACAAUAUUUGAAGCUCUCAUAUUCUUGUUUGUGAUGCACCCAUACGAUGUGGGUGAUCGGUGUGAAAUUGACGGAGUUCAGAUGAUUGUUGAAGAAAUGAAUAUCUUAACUACUGUCUUUCUGAGAUAUGACAACCAGAAGAUUAUAUUCCCAAACAGUACUCUUUCAACAAAACCCAUCAGUAAUUAUUAUCGUAGUCCAGAUAUGGGAGAUGCGGUUGAGUUCCAUGUACAUAUUGCAACUCCAGCCGAUAAGAUUGCCAUAAUGAAACAAAAAAUAACAAGUUAUAUUGAAAUCAAGAAGGACCAUUGGUAUGCAUCUCCAACAGUUGUGCUGAUGGAGCUGGAGGGGCUGAACAUGAUGAAGAUGGCAGUAUGGCUGAGACAUAGAAUGAACCACCAAAAUAUGGGGGAGAAGUGGCAAAGGAGAGCCCUUUUGGUUGAACAGAUGGUUACAAUUUUUAAAGAGCUUGACAUCGAAUACCGCUUGCAUCCCCUUGACAUCAACAUUCGCACCAUGCCUACGGCGAGUUCCGCUCGGCUUCCCUCUACCUGGGAAGCUUCUCCUUCAUGA
Messenger RNA from Ilex paraguariensis (yerba mate), 987 nucleotides. The record is from the annotation of a GenBank genome assembly. Lineage: Eukaryota; Viridiplantae; Streptophyta; Magnoliopsida; Aquifoliales; Aquifoliaceae.